This is a messenger RNA of Lichtheimia ornata, 828 nucleotides long. RefSeq lists its product as uncharacterized. Gene Ontology annotation, cellular component: endoplasmic reticulum; endoplasmic reticulum membrane. Bases 1 to 828 code for a protein of 275 amino acids. The record is from RefSeq and is a predicted model, not a curated record. Lineage: Eukaryota; Fungi; Mucoromycota; Mucoromycetes; Mucorales; Lichtheimiaceae. Gene Ontology annotation, biological process: post-translational protein targeting to membrane, translocation. The transcript has 2 exons.
AUGAGUCACGCACAUAGCCACGGCCAGAUGCAAACUAUUCAAAUUGCAGAUUGGAAGAAGGCACCACCCUUUAUGAAAUCGACUGCCGAGUACCUUAUGGAUGGCAAGAAAUCAGGACUCAAGUUGCGACAAGGCGUGUUCAAUGGCAAGCGCGUGGAUUAUUUCAAGGGUAAAAGUGCUGUUAGCGCACUUUUGAAGGAAGGCUAUGCUAAAAUGUUGUCCAAGAGCAAGCAAGAUGCGCUAUCGAACCGUGAGGAUGCGAUCAAGGUGAUGAAUGAUCUAGGCAAGCAUGGAUUUAUCUUACGUGUCAAUCGAGGCGAUGCAUUGGGUGGUAAAGGAUCUCCAAGAGUAUUGCAACCCAACUCAGCUCAAGAAAUGCAAGAGGAUGGAUAUUACAUGUGGAUUUACGAAGGAUCUCAAAUCAAGUUAUAUGCUGGUGCUGCUAUGCUUGUUGCUGUGGUCUUGGCGGCUGUGCUUUUCCCUCUAUGGCCAGAGACAUUACGUUUGGGUGUAUGGUAUCUCUCAGUCGGUGUGCUUGGUUUAUUGGGCGUCUUUUUUGGUAUCGCCAUCAUCCGUCUUAUUUUGUACAUUAUCUCAAUCAUUGUCCUGCCUCGUGGUAUUUGGAUCUUUCCCAAUCUUUUUGAAGACGUUGGUGUCGUUGAAAGCUUUAUUCCACUCUGGGGAUGGGAUGAACCAAAGUCUAAGAAGCCUGCUGUCGCUACCACUGAACAACCCGCCGCCGAUACUACUACUACCACUACCGCUACUACUACCGCUACUGAUACGGCUCCAAGUGCUGAAAAGGUGGCAACAAGCAAGGACGACUAA